Molecule: messenger RNA, 1785 nt
Organism: Aspergillus oryzae RIB40
Lineage: Eukaryota; Fungi; Ascomycota; Eurotiomycetes; Eurotiales; Aspergillaceae
Exons: 2
Coding region: 1-1785 (594 amino acids)
Source: RefSeq, a predicted model, not a curated record
AUGGCCAAAUUGGCAGAAGUAGACUGCCAUAUAUUCUGCGCUCCAGGCGCUUCCAAGGAUAUCUGUACGCUAUCCCCUUCGCAAAACCACGAUCCCACUACCCCGUCUCAUCCUACCACGAUGGAAGCCAGUAUAACUGCGACCGGACUUCGACGGGCUGGUGGGCCAAAGCUCUGCGACAUACCGUACAACAGCCGCACAACCGUGAUUGAACAACUUCCAUUUCAGGAACUGCAGCCCAUUCUCGAAACUUGGAAGGUUUGCGGGUCCAUGCAGUCUAUGGAGUGCACGCCGUGCUAUGACGACUCUGCAGAACCGAUUCUAACAUUACAAGUUAUGGUAGACACUCCACGAGAUGAUUCUCGGGAGAACUGGCUCCAGGCAGCACAGGAGAUGCACGAUCUUCUUCGCAGACACGGCUUGGGACAUGUGACUGUUGAUAUUAUUGACUGGCGUCUGAAAGUUGGCCCCAAUAUUCUUAUAUGCGAGCCGACUGACGCAAUUUUUUCCAAGUGGGAUAUGGUUCGCAAACGCAUCCUAGACUCUGUUGAUGUGUCUGGAUUCCAAAUGCUAGGCUGCUAUCGUAUGGGCUACAAGGAUGUGGAGUACAAACCGACUAUCCUCAUCACUGUCGAUCCGAAAUCAGAGCGAAACUGGAAACUCGCUAAGCAGGAUGUCAACAAUAUCUUGAACGAGUUUGACCUUUCUAUGGUGGACGUGGAGAUUUAUAAAGAUCGCAGUAUCUUUUGCGCCCGUCGACCGUCGAUUCAGAGUGAAAUCAACUCUCGUUAUCUUGUUCAUACCCGCGAAGGUCCAAGAGUAGCCACGAUUGGACAUAGUGUAGGUGCUCGGGAUAGCGACACUUAUGGCACCUUCGGGGGAUGGCUCAAUAUACGGCAAAAGCCUGACUCUGAAUGGGAGCCAUUUGGCUUGACAUGUCGUCAUUGCAUAUUCGAUAAACAUCGCCAAGAUGCGUUAAUAUCUGAAUCAGCACAGGAGGUCGACUGUCCAACUUAUGGCAAGGUCAAAGAGUGCAUCGAUAAACUUACGGAGACAGUCUCAUACCUCAAGAGAGGAGAACCUUAUCGCACCUUGGAGCAACUUAGAGUGGAUGGAGACCUCCCAGACGACCGGAAAGCAUUGUGGCGAAAUCUCCGAGAUCUCAUCAAGUCUCAUGAAGACGAUCUUACACAUCUACAUUCCUACUAUGAUUUAAAGACGUAUAGGUUUGGCGAAGUCUGGGCGCAUUCUGGCGACGGCACGACUAGAAUCAUGGAUUGGGCUCUUCUAAAGCCCCAUCCGACCCGAGCGUGUCCAUCUAAUAAAUUUGGCCAAUUUACCGAGAGAUAUCUUCCAAUGUUCCUGAAAGCUGAAAACGGCUACAUAGAACAGGGUCUGCCGUUGGAUCAUGGCCAGCCCCUUCACACAUACGGUUGCGAAUCGAAUGCGGCUAUCUGCAGAUACAGCAUACUCCCCACUACGAUUUUCACUGUUGCAGCGAACGGGGAGCGGCGCGCGACAGAUGAGCAGUCGGUCUGUCGUCGGGCAUCGCAGCCUUCUUUCGAGCCCGGUGACUCGGGGGCCCUUCUAUUCACAGGCUAUGGCAAUGCAGUAGGAAUGGCCUUUGGUGGACAAGUUCAGGGACAGAUAGUGGUUUUCACCCAUAUCGACGACCUCAUCGCAGAUAUCAAAGAACAGACUGGGGUUGACGAAGUAGUCUUUUACACACAGGAAUGGCCUGGUGAACCGAGCAGAGGCCCUGGGGAGCGAGACAGUGGAUAUUGA